Molecule: messenger RNA, 2626 nt
Organism: Prosopis cineraria
Lineage: Eukaryota; Viridiplantae; Streptophyta; Magnoliopsida; Fabales; Fabaceae
Product: heat shock 70 kDa protein, mitochondrial
Exons: 6
Coding region: 569-2395 (608 amino acids)
Biological process (GO): cellular response to unfolded protein; protein refolding
Cellular component (GO): cytoplasm; mitochondrion
Molecular function (GO): ATP-dependent protein folding chaperone; misfolded protein binding; ATP binding
Source: RefSeq, a predicted model, not a curated record
GAAUAAAUGUUUUUGUUGCAAAUGGCUUAGGCUUCGAUGAUCUGAUCCCUGUAGCAUUUCGUACAUCACUGGCUCUGUGUUACUUUCUUGAGUUUAUAUUAUUUUUGUCCCUUUGUUUUCUUGAGCUCAUCUAUGGCUUUUCUGAUGAGGGACUUCCCGCGAACUUUACGAAGAUGAGGUUUUGUGUGGGUAACGCUAAAUUCGUUUCUUUGAAAUAUAGAUGUAGUGUUCAUUGAAUAUUGUUUUACAGAUUAUUGAAGUCAUGAACUAUUGGAUUUAACUUUUGCUGUCUAUCUGUGCUUAGUCCAUUUCCAAUGACUUGGUUUUCCCCUCUGAUUGGCAACUCUGGAAUGCUCUUGUCUUCAAAUGCGGAUCUCUCACGAUUUCCUUUGCUAGUCUAUAUUCACAGAAUUAUCUGAUUUGAGGGCGUGUAAAUUUGACAGGUAGCUCUAAACCAGCACAUGUAAGUCAAAUUUGGACAAGUUUGUCUCGGCCAUUCAGUUCAAGACCUGCUGGUAACGAUGUCAUUGGUAUUGAUUUGGGUACUACCAAUUCAUGUGUUGCUGUUAUGGAGGGAAAAAAUCCCAAAGUCAUUGAAAACUCUGAAGGAGCUCGUACAACACCAUCUGUGGUUGCCUUCAACCAGAAAGGAGAGUUGCUUGUUGGUACUCCAGCCAAGAGGCAGGCUGUGACCAACCCAACAAACACAGUUUUUGGAACCAAGCGUUUGAUAGGUAGGCGAUUUGAUGAUGCUCAAACUCAAAAGGAGAUGAAGAUGGUCCCAUUCAAGAUUGUUAAGGCUCCAAAUGGAGAUGCAUGGGUUGAAGUUAAUGGGCAGCAGUAUUCUCCUAGUCAAAUUGGGGCUUUCAUUCUCACCAAGAUGAAGGAAACUGCAGAAUCAUAUCUUGGAAAGUCUGUCUCAAAAGCUGUAAUCACUGUACCUGCUUAUUUCAAUGAUGCACAGAGGCAGGCAACAAAGGAUGCUGGCAGAAUUGCAGGGCUUGACGUGCAGAGAAUUAUAAAUGAGCCCACAGCGGCUGCACUUUCAUAUGGGAUGAACAACAAGGAGGGUCUGAUUGCAGUUUUUGAUCUUGGUGGUGGAACAUUUGAUGUUUCCAUUUUAGAAAUUUCUAAUGGUGUUUUUGAGGUGAAAGCAACAAAUGGUGACACUUUCUUGGGAGGAGAAGAUUUUGACAACGCCCUGUUAGACUUUCUAGUGAGUGAAUUUAAGAGAACUGAGAGUAUUGAUCUUUCAAAGGAUAGACUUGCCUUGCAGAGACUCAGGGAAGCUGCUGAGAAGGCUAAAAUAGAAUUGUCCUCCACGUCUCAAACAGAAAUAAACCUGCCUUUCAUCACUGCUGAUGCAUCUGGUGCUAAGCAUCUGAAUAUCACAUUGACUAGAUCUAAAUUUGAGAGUUUGGUGAAUCACUUGAUUGAAAGGACGAAGGCGCCCUGUAAGAACUGCUUGAAGGAUGCUAACAUAUCCAUCAAGGAUGUUGAUGAGGUUCUUCUAGUUGGAGGGAUGACCCGUGUGCCUAAAGUUCAAGAGGUUGUUUCUGCGAUCUUUGGAAAGAGUCCUAGCAAAGGAGUUAAUCCUGAUGAGGCUGUUGCAAUGGGAGCUGCUAUCCAAGGUGGUAUCCUUCGUGGAGAUGUUAAGGAGUUGCUUCUCCUAGACGUGACACCACUGUCUUUGGGUAUUGAAACUUUGGGUGGCAUCUUCACUAGAUUGAUCUCAAGGAACACUACAAUUCCUACCAAGAAGAGUCAGGUGUUCUCAACCGCAGCAGACAAUCAAACACAGGUGGGUAUCAAGGUUUUGCAAGGUGAGCGUGAAAUGGCUGCUGACAACAAAAUGCUCGGAGAAUUUGAGCUCGUUGGUAUCCCCCCUGCCCCAAGAGGCAUGCCUCAAAUUGAGGUCACAUUUGACAUUGAUGCCAAUGGGAUUGUGACUGUAUCUGCCAAAGACAAGGCCACUGGUAAAGAGCAACAGAUCACGAUUCGGUCAUCUGGAGGACUCUCUGAAGAUGAGAUUGAGAAGAUGGUCAAAGAAGCCGAGUUGCAUGCCCAGAAAGAUCAAGAAAGAAAGGCCUUGAUUGAUAUCAGAAACAGUGCAGAUACUACUAUCUACAGCAUUGAGAAGAGCUUGAAUGAGUACAGAGACAAGAUUCCAAGUGAAGUUGCCAAAGAGAUUGAGGAUGCAGUGGCAGAUCUGAGGACAGCAAUGUCAGGGGACAACGUGGAAGAGAUUAAAUCAAAGCUUGAUGUUGCAAAUAAGGCUGUCUCCAAGAUUGGCGAACACAUGUCGGGUGGUUCCAGCAGUGGUUCCUCCUCUUCCGGCGGUUCUCAGGGUGGUGAUCAGGCUUCUGAGGCAGAAUAUGAGGAGGUCAAAAAGUGAGAGAUGUAGAGUGGCUUUGGGUAGUUUCUUGUCGGCUAAUUCAAACCUUUAAGGAAAAAGGAUUAGGGUCUUGUUCUUCCUAAACACGCCAUAGGGGAUAGGGGCCAUUUAUACUUGAGGCGUUUCAUUUGUUAAAAACUUGUUGAGCAUUGAACUUGGCUCUUCUUAAUGAUGCUGAAAUUUUGUCCUUGAAUUAUUUAUUCAUUGAUAAUCGACCUCUUGUCUGUAUUA